CAUUCGAUUUGGUCGUUCGUCGAAAAAACAGAGCGAAGCAAAAGAACCAACAACAAUGGUCCUUUCCAAGAAGGAUAGCAAUCGCUGCGUCCUCUUGUUCCUGCUGGGAGCGGGAGCGAUCGGCGUCCAGUCCUUCUCUCCGAAUUCUGCUCUGGUGUCGGGAACGAGAGGAACGCAGCAACCAAAACCGCAGUUCCGGUUGCUCCGACAGGGAACGGCAGCGGAGACCUUCGGCACGGAGUUGGCCGCGGCAAAAUCCUCGGGCGAGGGCGGAAAGAAAAAGAGGAGGCGAAAGCGGAAAAAGACGGCCCCCAAGGCGGAAGACCCGAGCCCCUCCACCGACUCCGUUGUGGCGAGCCAAACGGCCGUUCCGGAAGCCGCGCCCGGAAGCAUGGACGCUGCGGGCGCGGACGAUGCCGACGUGAUGGACAUCAAGGACGUUGCGAGCUUUUCCUUUGGGGGCAAGAGCCCGAUCGAUGCGGCACCGCAGCAAAUUCCCGAGGAGGCCGUUGCUGCUCCUCCCGCGGAGCUGUCGUCUCCGGUGCAGGAGGUGGACGGAUCGAUCCCCCUCCCCGACAUCAAGGACACGAUGCGCCGAAAGCAGGCCGAGGUGCAGAAGGGGCCCGCAAAGGACGAAGACAGCAUCAUGCCCAAGACCAAGAUCGAUCGCGGCGAUCGACAGGCACUCUUGAAGGUACGUUUUGUUGUAGUGUGUUCGUCGAUGCCAAUGCAAUCUAAAACAAAAGAAAGUAGAGCAACGCACUUGGACGAGUCGAGACAAAACGAAUCGAGAGAAACUGGACGCCCUUUCUCUUAUUUCGGAGUUUUCGAACCAACAGAAUAGAAUGCCUAGAAGCUAGCAUCGUUGUGGUCUUGCUUCCUGCAUCUCACUUUUUCACUCACCCUCGUACCUAAUUCACCCCACCCACACGAAACGAAACGAAACAAUCUAAAUGAAACGAAACGCCGACUACAAAAACCAGCUUCUGGAACAAGAUCCCUACGCCGAUGGCGACGACUCGUUUUUCCAGGAAGAAGAAUACACGACCGUCAGUGCUCUGCUGGGGGAAAGGGCGAAACCCUUUUUGGGGAUUCCGAUAGGGCCCCUCCAGGUCGGCCACACCAUUGGCGCGCUGGUGAUCAUUCUGAUGGCCUUUAUCGAGUAUCCCGGAUUCCCAUUGACCAAUCUUCCGACCCCGAUUCGGGAUGCACUCCAGGGUGGUAAGUGAUCUGUUGUGUUGUGUGUUUUUGUCAUGAACCAAUGAAUCUCGUUGCAUCGACGUUGUUCGUAUUGCAUUGCGCUUCCGCCCGGCCAACCCAUCGCACGCAAGCAUUGUCUUUUUGGCAACGAAACUUAUACCGCCGACGCAAAUUUUCGCUCUCUGUUUCAUUCGACACACCGCACCAACGAAUGCACCAACCAACUCCAGGCCUCGGAACAAUAUACGGAAUCAAUGCCCUCCUGGCAGUCGUUGCGUCCUUCAAGGCCGGGGAGAGGGGCCAACCCGCGCCCCUGUGGAUGGCAAAGACCUUCACGGUAGGAGGACUGGCACUGGACCAGCUUACACAGCUUCCCACCACGGCGCAGAUCGAGGCCGCCAAGGCCCGCAAGGGCAAGCGUGCGCUGAAAAACAUGAAGAGGAAGUAACUUGUCUGUGUACCGAACGGUUCGCAACCCACCGCAGCACGGUUUGGAAGAGCAUGGCAUUACAGAACCCGGCGUGGGAUUCAUGCACCGUGGCAUCCCGCCGGAUGGAAAAGGGAGUGUUGCUUUGCGCUGGCUUCAGUAUUGCAUGCUGAUGAUAGUACUAAUAGGAUCUCUAUUAAAAAUCACCUUGUAUU
Molecule: messenger RNA, 1842 nt
Organism: Pseudo-nitzschia multistriata
Lineage: Eukaryota; Bacillariophyta; Bacillariophyceae; Bacillariales; Bacillariaceae
Source: the annotation of a GenBank genome assembly